Molecule: messenger RNA, 1788 nt
Organism: Punica granatum (pomegranate)
Lineage: Eukaryota; Viridiplantae; Streptophyta; Magnoliopsida; Myrtales; Lythraceae
Source: RefSeq, a predicted model, not a curated record
UUUCCCUCACAAUUAGAGAGACCAAAACACACAAGAGGGCAACAAUUGGCAAGCUCCAUUCUCAUGGCUACCCAACACGGGAACCCUAUGCCGAACACUGUUUCGAUUGCGAGGACAGUCUCUGUACACCCGAAACCUACCAUACAACCUCCUAGUAAGCUCCUCGAGCUCUCCAACCUAGACCGGCAGUGCCCAGCACUCAUGUACCUGGUCUUCUUCUAUACAAGUCCCCGAAGGUCGUCACUCGGUCACGUGUUUGAUGGCCUGAAGAGUGGGUUGGAGGAGACGCUAAACGCCUGGUACCCGUCCGCUGGUAGGCUCAGGAGGGACCCGAAAGACGGAAACAAGCUCAACAUACGGUGCAACAAUGAAGGUGCAGUAAUGGUUGAGGCUUCUACAAGAGUGAAGAUCAAAGAGCUUGGAGAGCUCUCAGAGUAUACUGAGUUCUUCGAGAACUUGGUGUACAAGCCUCCGUUAGCUGAUGAGGACUUCUCGGGAAUGCCUCUUGUCGUUGUUCAGUGUAUGCAGGUGACUCGAUUUGGAUGUGGAGGCUUCUCCAUAGGAAUUGGAAUAAGCCACUCAUUAUUCGAUGGACCAGCAGCUUACAAUUUUCUUAGCGCAUGGUCUUCCAAUUCGGCUGUUUCAAAAGAAAAGAAAGGUAUAGAAGUCCCUUUGCCAGUCCAUGACCGAGGAAAGUUGUUAUUCUUUACCUCGCAAGCCCAAAGGGACAAUCCUGCCUCAGGUAAGAAGAGUCCUAACCAAGCAACAACCAGGGCUACAGCCAUAGAUCAUCUAUAUCAGUUGAUCAUGAGCACGGCCACAGACCCGAAUGGUAGUCUGUCGAGCACGGGGUGUAUGAGAUUCGUUCACAAGACAUUUCAUUUGAGUGGAGAGGCCUUAGAAAGCUUGAAGAAGAGAUGCAUUAGUGAGAAGAAAGAAAGCUUCUCAUGUUCAUCAUUUGAGGUGGUUGCAGCUCACAUAUGGAAGGCAAGGACCAAGGCUUUAGGAAUAAAGAAGGAGACAAUGGCGUGCCUCCAAUUCCCCGUUGAUGUGAGGAACAAAAUGUCUCUGCCGCUUUCCAGGGGCUUCACUGGCAAUGCUUACGUGCUAGCAUCCGUCAUGUUAACAUGCAAAGAAUUGGAACAGUCGAGCUAUGAAGGCAUAGCCAGGAAGAUAAGGGCAGCCAAAAACUCAGUGAAUGAGGAAUACGUGAAGGCAUACAUUCAAGCACUCCAAGGUUCACAAGAAAAUAAUAGUCUGCCCCCUUUGAAAGAACUAACAAUUGUGUCUGACUGGACGAGAAUGCCCUUCCACAGAGUCGAUUUUCUCGGUGAGGAGGCAGUUUAUGUCUCUCCCCUUGUCCCUCCGGUACAACAAGUUGCUUGUUUGAUGCAAAAUCCUAGAGACAAUAAGGGGAUCGACAUUAGAAUUGGGUUGUUUCCGCAUAUCGUAGAUGCUUUCUCGAGCUACUUAACGACUCUGGAGUCAUAGAAAUGUUUAGAAGCAGAAAGAGUGUUGGUGUUAGAUGCUGAUAUGUCUCAGAAGCUGCUGUGUUAAUUUUAUCUUUAUCGUUCUGCUUUAUUAAGCAGUUGUGUUUAUCUGCAUUUAAGUCAUUAGGUUGCACUAUCUUUUACUGUUACUUUUAGUAGCUAUUUUUAAGGUUUGUAGGACAGGUGUGCAGAAUUAUACUUUAGCGCAGUUUCUGUCCUGUCUCUCCUUUUAUGUUUGUUCCUUGUACUCAAAACUCUGUUUUGCAGAGGGUGACUAUACGUUUCCUCUCUUCCUUCA